GUGUAUAAAUAUUCCUUUAGCAGGCGAAUGUGUGUUCAGAACGCUUGUAUUUUCCCCCAACUCGCCAUUUCUGUGUUUAUCUCCACCGUUACAGGGUCCGAGGCAGACAUGGGCAAGCUACAGAGCAAAUUCCGCAAGAGAUCCGAGUUGUACAGGCCAUCUCUGGAGGAAAAGGUAGAAACGACAUCCGACUUUCAGGUGGUGCAGUAUGAGCCGGCCCAUCGCGGCUCCAUCAACACCGUCACCACCAUGGGCCCAGACCUGUGUGUUUCCGGGGGUACCGACCAGGUGGUGGUUGUGUACGACUGGAAGCAAGGCCGUGCGUGUCAAUCCUUCCAGGGCCACAACAGAGAGGUUACCAAGUUGGCGUGUUAUCCUGGCAGUACGUGGAUCUUUAGCGGCUCACGGGACAAGACUGUCCUCAUGUGGGACCUGAACCAGGGGGACGAGCCUAUUCAGGAAUUCAGCGGACAUGAGUUAGUGGUCAACGGACUGGCUGUCAGCCCUGAUGGACGAAAACUGUGCACAGGCUCCCGAGACAACUGGAUGUGCUUGUGGGACAUCGAGUCUGCCAAAUGCGAGCAGAGACGCAACAUCUCCAGAAACCUGGUGACUCAUGUGUGCUGGGUGCCAGGGAGCACCACAGUGGUCCAGACCUCGGAGGACAAGACCAUACGGGUGUGGGACAGUCGCUCGUGGAAGGUGACCAACACGUUCCCGGCCAAGCAGUACAUCCAGACGCACUGUGACGUUUGUCCCGAUGGAUACUACGUGGUGUCCAGCAGCAACGGCUUUGGGGGCCAAGGCUGUGAAGCCACGCUGUGGGACCUUCGUCAGCCGGGUUGCAAGGUGGUGGAGUACCGAGGCCACCUGCAGACCACUGCGUGCUGCGUCUUCCUGCCCAAGCCUCCCGGGGGCACUGCUCUGGUAGCGACAUCCUCCCACGACAGCUCCGUCAAAAUCUGGGACCAGAAGUCCGCAGUCUGCUUAGGGACGCUGUCGCUGGACGGCGCCGGUCCUCUGGUGUCUCUGGCACCGAGUGACUCGUCCAAUGUGCUGUGCGCCAGCUUCAACAGCGGCCUCCAUCACAUCCAGGUCAUCCAAGGAUCAGGCCAGGGUCAAAGUUCCGGGGCGGAUGCAGCGAGUGGCCUGGAAGUUAGACUGGUGUCCCGCUUCUGACAGCCGUCGUGUCUUUUUCUACAAGCUAGUUUUUUAACGAAGAUGAUUUGGUUUUAGGAUUUUGGAUCCAUUUUCUAUGAAGCUUAUGCUGUUGUGGACUUAAGAGCAAAGGCGGACCACAGCCUCGAGUGGCGGCCAAUCACAAGUCAACUAUGUAAACCACUGCACCACCAAAGGUAUACUUGGACCUUUUUCUCAAAAGGUAACUUUUUUUUUUUCUUUCAUACUGCCAAAUAGAAAGUUAGACUUUUUUGUAGAGUAGGACUGUAGUGUUAUACUAGUUUUAGCAUUUUAGUAUUUUUAAAAUGAAGCAUGUUUUUUAACUGACCAAGCAGCAGAUAGUCUAAACUAUGCAUCGUCAUUUACUAAUUUUUAGGUAAAAUUUAACUUUGAACAAGUGGGAAUAUCACUUUUUGCAGAACAAACAAAAUAAAUCUGUUCUGUGACACUG
Messenger RNA from Entelurus aequoreus (snake pipefish), 1630 nucleotides. It is a transcript of the gene wdr31, whose product is annotated as WD repeat domain 31. The coding region runs from base 28 to 1179 and encodes 383 amino acids. Gene Ontology annotation, molecular function: protein binding. The record is from RefSeq and is a predicted model, not a curated record. Lineage: Eukaryota; Metazoa; Chordata; Actinopteri; Syngnathiformes; Syngnathidae. The transcript is spliced from 9 exons.